Myzus persicae (green peach aphid) is the source of this 2703-nucleotide messenger RNA. RefSeq names its product zinc finger MYM-type protein 1-like. The record is from RefSeq and is a predicted model, not a curated record. NCBI's taxonomy places the organism in Eukaryota, Metazoa, Arthropoda, Insecta, Hemiptera, Aphididae. The coding region runs from base 238 to 2265 and encodes 675 amino acids. The transcript is spliced from 4 exons.
ACUCAAAUUAUUACGCCUUCUUCGUCUUCUUCUUCUCUUCAAAACUAUUUUUCUAAGAAAAGAAAAAUCGAUGAAACUUUUGAGUUAGGAGUGUCUGUUUCAACCAGUUGUGGAGAUCAACGAAAUGGUUCAAAUUUGGUGGAUAGUAUUAAAAACAUUCCAGAAGUGUCUGUUUUAACCAGUUGUGAUGAUGAGGGAAAUGGUUCAAAUUUGUUGGAUAGUAUUAAAAACAUUCCAAUGAUACCAAAUGAUUUGGUAGAAAACCAAUUGCUUAAAUUUGGAAAUGAUCCAGCAAUCUUUAGUCAUGUCAAAAAACUAAGUCCUGAAUUUGUUGAUCAUUUUUUUAAAAUUGGAGCAGCACAACCAACUGCACAAGAAUUGGAAAAUAGAUGUUUUCCAAAAGACUCCCAUGGUCGAUCCUUCCAUGAAAAUUGGUACUGGAAGACAAUACCCAAUGGUGAAGUUGUACGUAGAAAAUGGUUAUCAUAUUCUUUGACUAAAAACAAAUUAUAUUGCCUAUUUUGUGCUUUAUUUGGAAAUAAUUACAAAACAAACUGGGGAAAAGAAGGCUUUUGCAACUGGAAAAAUGGAAUACUAAAAAUAGUUGUUCAUGAAACUUCUGAAGCUCAUAUAAUGGCAUCUCUUAAAGCAACGUGUAAAGAAGCAGCUUUUCCUUUAAUCAAAUCAUUAAACGAAAAAAAGAAUGCAAAUAUUGUUUUUAAUAAACAAAUUAUACAUCACUUAAUUGAUAUUACCUUGUUUCUUGGGAGGCACUGUCUUCCAUUUCGUGGCCACAGAGAAGGGUGGAAUGAAAAAUUAACGGGAAAUUUUAAAGAUUUAGCUUUACUGUUGGCUAAAUAUUCUCCAGCGUUGUCAGCAUAUAUUACUGAAGUUAAAUUAAAGGGAAGAAAAACUAGCAAUUUUUUGUCAUGGCAACGCCAAAAUCAAUUCAUUAAUGCUAUUUCUACAAAUAUUAAAAAUACUGUACAAAAAGAAAUUUUAAAUGCAAGGUUUUUUAGCAUAUCGUUAGAUACAACAUUUGAUAUAUCCAAAAAAGAACAAGUAUCUGUAGUGAUUCGGUAUAUUAAUAAAGACUCAGAAAAUUGUACAGUGAAUGAAAGACUAGUAGCUGUACGAGAAACUGUGAUGACUACAGGACAACAACUUUUUUUAUUAAUCGAAGAAAUAUUUAAAGAAAUGAACAUUGAUUGGAAAACACAUCUUAUAGGCCAAUCUUAUGAUGGAGCGGCAUCAAUGAGAGGUGUGUACAAUGGUCUCCAGGCAAUAAUAAAACAACAAAAUCCUUGUGCAACUUAUGUUUGGUGCUGGGCACAUCGAUUAAGUCUUGUUAUUGUAGAUGCUGUUAGCAGUUGUACUGAAGCCAGAGAUUUAUUUGGUAAUUUAGAAACUCUCUAUGAUUUUAUCAGUAGUAGUAAAAAACGAAUGAGUCUAUAUUCUGAAUACCAAACUAAACGUUAUCCUGGUAAACCUUUACGUAGGUUGAAAAGAGUCGACACUACGAGAUGGUCAUCACAUUCUACUGCACUGCAAACUUUAUUUUACACAUAUGACUCAAUUUUAGAUACAUUGAACUACUUGCAAAAUGACAUUUCUUCAGAUCGAAUAUGUUGUGUAAAAGCUAAAAGUUUAUAUGAAUAUAUGUUAUCAGAACGCUUUGUUUUAACUGCGUUGACAUUCAAAAAAAUGUUUGAUAUUACUAGCCCUUUGAGUUCAUUUUUGCAAGGAAAAAAUAUUGAUUUACUGGCCGCUGUUUCAUAUGUGAAAAGUGUUGAUAAAAAAAUUCUAACACUCAGAAGUGAAACGGAAUUUCAAGUCUUGUUGAAAGAAAAAGAAGAAUUUAUAACAUCAAAAAAUGAUGAGUUUGAUAUUACUCCUCUUAUUCAAACUCGCGUGAGACGUAAAAAAGUUAUGGCCGGAGAUAUGGCAUUAGAUGAACAGCCAAGUCAAAAUCCAAUUCAAAAUUUUAAAAUCAACACUUACAUCACUAUUAUAGACAUUAUUAAUACUCAACUAUCAGAGAGGUUUAAUGAAAGUUCAAUACCUUUGAUCAAAGAUUUAGCUCUUUUUCAAAAGAAACGAUUGGUAGAAAUAACAAAAUCAGGAAAAAUUCCUGCUGAUGCAUUUAAUGGUUUCGAACAAGUAUAUGGGAAAUUUAUAACUGCAGCAGAUUUAAGAAGAGAUUAUAUCCAAUUUGCAAGUGUUUAUAUGGAAUUAGAAAAAUCUGUAACCCUACCAAACAAAUAACACAAACAAAAUCAAGACAUUACAGAUGUACUCUAUUCUGAUACAGAAAAUGAACAAGAUAGUGACGAUGAUAAUUUUCACAGUGAAAAUGUAGGAACUAUACACACAUUAUACAAUGUAUGCUGUAAGACAGGAUUAAAUGAUGUAUUUCCUGCACUAUACAUAGCUCUUAGCAUAGCUCUAACACUACCAAUAUCAAGUGCUUCGCCAGAGAGAGCGUUUUCAAAAUUAAAGCUGAUCAAAACACGUCUUCGAAGUACUAUGUGCGAAGAUAGGCUUGAAGGACUGAUGAUAAUGUCUUGUGAAAAGGAUGUUCCUGUUGAUCCAGACAACAUUAUAAAUGAGAUGGCAUCAUACAGUUCAGUCUUAACAAAACUGUUAAUUUAAUUUUAUGAUUUAAUAAUAUGCAAUAAAAUAUAAUUUGUUAUCUAUCGACUA